Thrips palmi is the source of this 2755-nucleotide messenger RNA. RefSeq names its product putative GPI-anchored protein pfl2. Gene Ontology annotation, cellular component: nucleus. NCBI's taxonomy places the organism in Eukaryota, Metazoa, Arthropoda, Insecta, Thysanoptera, Thripidae. Bases 429 to 2591 code for a protein of 720 amino acids. The transcript is spliced from 17 exons. The record is from RefSeq and is a predicted model, not a curated record.
GGUUAGGUUGAUUUGGGAGGGAUUUGUCGGAUUUGUCCUCGGUUGGCUGUUGCGCUUCAAGAUCUGAAAGCUCCUCAAAGGCGCUAACGUGAUUAUUCAAGAAGACGUUCAGGAAGCGGAAAAAAGCAAAAGCGUGCUCUUAUGGGCGUUUCCGCCCUUUUACUCGACGGGCUUCUAGUAAAAAUGUUCCCCUGAGAAACAUAGUAUUUGGAAUGGGAACCAAUCUGGAAUGUAAAAAGUUCGAUCCUCACCUGGUUGAGAUAUUUGUCGAACGUAAUGUUCAUCCUUCUGAGGUGUUUACUUCAUAGUUUUUUCAACAUUCGUGCUCAUAAGUCAUUUGGAGUGAUUGCAAUGGCUUAAAUCGUGGACACUUAAACUUGCAAUAACAAUUUAGGAUCGUGAAUCAUUAUGUUCUUGCUAGGUUGAAAAUGUCUACUACUGCUAGCGGCACGGAAGAGAAAACUGGAGAUCCACCAGCUCCGUUAUGGAAAAAAAUAGAUAAAAUAACUCCAGGAACAAAAUGUAUUCUGUGUGCUCGUGGAUUGAUUGAUCCUGUCACCCUAGGGGAACUGCGCCAGUUUGAAAAUGUAACAAGUCAUUAUUAUUGCUUGCUUUUGUCCAGCAACCUUGUUCAGGGAGGUGAGGACCAUGAAGGCAUUGAAGGAUUUUUGCCCCCUGACAUCCUUAAAGAAGUUCGAAGAGGCUCACGCUUGACAUGCAGUUAUUGCAAACAAAAAGGAGCAACUAUUGGAUGCUGUGUUACUUCCUGCAAGAAAAAGUUUCAUCUUCCUUGUGGACGCAAAAUGGGAUCCAUGCAUCAAUUCUUCGAUCAAUUUCUAUCGUUUUGUUCUUCUCAUCGACCCCAACAAAAAGUUCAUGCAAAGUUUAUUAAACUACUUAAAGAGGAUGAAGAUUCAAAUACUUGUCCAAUUUGUUAUGAAUCUGUUGGAAACACGGUCACUAAUGAUACUCUUUGGGCUCCAUGCUGCCAAAAACGGUGGUUUCAUAGGGCAUGUGUUCAACGUCAGGCUCAGGCCCAGGGUUACUUUUUCAAGUGCCCCAUGUGCAAUAACAAUAAAAAAUUUAAUACAGAAAUGAAACAUUUUGGAAUCCACAUUCCUGAAAUGGAUGCUGCAUGGGAGAGGGAGCCACAGGCCUUUCAAGACUUAUAUCAUACACACAGCGUGUGUGAUGCUGAAAAAUGUGAAUGCCCUGAUGGAAGAAGCUAUACACAAAAUACGGGCAGUUGGAGAUUAAUUCGAUGCAAUUCAUGCGGUUCUCAGGGCACUCAUAUUGUUUGCAGUGCCCUGAAAAUGACUGCAUCAAACAACUCUUGGCGCUGUUCAUUUUGUGCAACAAUUUUUAACAAAGGAAAAGGCAGAAGAAUGGAGCAUUAUUUUGAGACAAGAUCUUCAAGACUGUCAAGUACAUCCCUUGCACCCUCACCUACACCUUCUUCAUCCCUUUCUUUAUCUUACCCUCCUCCAUCCCUAUCUCCUCCAUCCCUUCCUCCUCCAUCCCUUUCUUCAUCCCUUUCUCCUCCAUCCCUUUCAUCAUCUCUUUCUCCUCCAACCCUUUCUCCUUGUCCCUCUUCACCUCAUCGCUCUUCAUCUCCUACUCCCAGUAGUACUUCAUCAGUUAGCUCUUCUAUCAGUUCUUCUCAACGAAGAACAGCUGUUGAUGUUUCAAUUGAACAAGAUAGAAAACGCAGAAAACCAAGCCCUGAGACUGUCAUCCAAGGUACAAACAACUCUGAGCAGGUCAAAGAACACAAUACUCUUCACUGUACAAGUAGUCCCAGUGAAUCAAAAUCUGUUAGUGAUGAAGAUGAAAUUGUUGUGGUUGAUGAUGAUUCUGAGAGUGAUAUUGAGGUGGUAGAUGUUGAAAAAACUACUAGUGUAUUGAGAACCUACCCUGUAUCCUCUGAACUCCGAACCAAUGAAGGAAAAACCAUAAAGGUACACAAAGUUGCUGCUGAAGGUCAUACAACUCCAUUAGAAAUUGGUAGCUUGGGUGCAGUUAAUAUGAGGCCUGCAUCAAUGAAUCAUGAACCAAAAUCUUGGAAGACAAAGAGACCAGAUAAUGCUUCUUCUACGUCCCAGGACCCAAAUCAUCUGCAUAUCCAAAAUGUUGGGACUGAUCCGAAUAGUCACAUGAAUGGUUCAACAUUAGGAAUUAAAAUUGCUGAUGUACGUCAUUCUAAUGAGAAAGGAGGACGAGACAGUGAAGGCUCCACAAACUACAGCUCAGACAGUACCGAAUCGGAGCUUACUGGAAUUCGUGAGCAGGCUCACAGACCAACAUAUUUAUUAUCUUCCUGCAAGAACUAUGGAUGGACAGGCAACUGUUCAAGCAUACAUCCCGGUGACUGCUCUGAGCCUGAGCCUUCAGCAGCAGCUGGCGCAAGCACAGCAGCAACAGCAGCAACAACUAAUAAUGAAAAAUGCUGCCUCAGGAGGGAAAUCCCUAUCUUCACCAGACGUGGUCACUCUGGAUUAGUUUUGAGGGAGAUUCAGAACAAGCGAAAGCUUGGUGAACUGACUGAUUUUGAGAAACCCUGUCCUAAGAGAUUUAAAAAAAGUACUUGCUGACCCUUUGCAAGUUAUGUUUGAUGAUUAUAUGGCUGUGCACUGUAACACGUUUUUAUGAUGUUUGACUAAAGGUUUGUUUAUAGCAUCAAAGUUUGUUUUUAUCUUGUUUAAUUGUACCUGGAUGUAUGGCUUGGAACAAAAUAUAUUAAAACAAUCAAGUAUCA